GGUUUGGAGUACUGUGACGAAAGGUACAGUUUAGAUCUCACGGGUGGAGUCUUUCCCUUGAGAGGGCAGACCAGCAAUACGAAAUUACUCAGCUGUCAGACUGUAGAAAAAUUUCGCAACCACGUUGACAGAGAAGAUAGUCUUAAUGAAGUAAUAUCUCCUGACACCAGUGUAUCAAUCUUCAGUUGGCAAGUGAAUACAUAUGGUCAGGGAAAACCAUCUACUUAUUUGGGUGUAUUUGACAUUAAUCGCUGGUAUCAUGCUCAAAUGCCAGAUUCACUAAGGCCAGAAGAAUUCCUUCCUGAUUGCCCCUAUUUUGCAUUAUGGUCUCUCGAUACUGUAAUAAGCAUGACUUCUCCAAACCUCAUUUUGGAUAUUCUGGUACAUGAGCGGAGUCUCAGUCGGGGAGUUCCUCCUUCUUAUCCACCACCUGAGCAGUUUUUUAAUCCAAGCACCUAUAAUUUUGAUGCUACGUGCUUGCUGAACUCUGGAGUGGUUCAUAUGACUUGCACCGGCUUCCAGAAGGAGACCUUGAAUUUUUUGAAGAAAUCUGGUCCUUCAAUACAUGAAGCCAUUCACGAUAGCUACAACAGGUGUCUUGUAGCUGGCUUGCUGUCUCCCAGACUAGUUGAUGUCCAGCCAUCGAGUUUGAGUCAGGAGGAGCAGUUGGAAGCAGUAUUGUCAGCUGCAGUCCAGACAGGUUCUUUAGAACUUCUGACUGGAUGCAUUAAACAUUGGACAUCUUAUGAGCAGCCAAGUUCUGCUGCUAAUUUACGGUUUGUUCUUGAGUGGACAUGGAACAAAGUGAUCUGUACAAAAGAUGAAUUUGACCAAAUAUGUGUUCCACUGUUUGAUGGCUCUUGCAACUUCAUUGACCCACAGACAUUACAGUCUCUUCAGCACUGCCAGUUGCUUUUGAGCAACCUUAGCACAGUCUUAAACUGUUUUCUCAGAGAAGCACAAGAGCUUACUGAAAAAGGUUUUGCAGACUUGACAAAUAAGCAGGUGGUAACUAGCCUCAUUUCUUUGUAUGCACAAGUGGUCAUCUGGUUCUGUCGCUCCAGUCUACUUCCAGAGGGUUUAGAUGAUGAUGAUAGGCAUUUGUCUAGACCUUUCUACAAUUAUCCUCUGAUUCAGAGCUACUAUACUGAUCAUCGACAGAAACUUGAGCGUUUAUCAAGAGGAAAAUGGGAUUCUGAGUGCUUGAUGAUUGAUGGACUGGUUUCCCAGUUAGGAGACCAAGUUGAGAAGUUGUGGCGGAGAGAUGAAGGAGGAACUGGGAAAUACCCACCUGCUAGUUUACAUGCACUGCUGGAUCUCUAUUUGCUAGAAAGCAUUGAAGAAAACUACAAACAUGCAAUUACAAUUUACUUGCUGCUAGAUGUCAUACAUUCCUUUCCAAAUAAAACAGAAACUUCAAUUGACUCCUUCCCAACUGCCUUUGCUAUCCCCUGGGGUCUUGUUAAGCUUAUUCAAGGUUUUUGGCUUCUAGAUCACAAUGAUUAUGAAAAUUCACUGGCCCUGCUCUUUCAUCCAGCUACAAUCAAAACUGUGUCAUGGCAACAUACAAGAAUUAUUCAAUCCCUCAUGUGCCAAGGAGAGCAGAAGCAAGCCCUCAGAUACUUACAGAUGAUGAAGCCAUCGAUAUCAAGCAGUAGUGAAGUGCGGCUCUUUCUCAAUGUGUUGUUGUCCAAUAGGUGCAUGGUGGAGGCAUGGGGUCUGUUGCAGCAACAUACCACUAAGUUAAACAUAGAAGAGCUGUUAAAACACAUGUAUGAAAUCUGUCAGGACAUGGGACUAAUGGAAGACUUACUGAAGCUACCUUUCACAGACACUGAACAAGAGUGUUUGGAGAAGUUUUUACAGACCAAUGCUGGUGUUCAGAAUCAUGAAUUUCUUUUAGUCCACCAUCUGCAGCGUGCCAACUACAUCCCAGCACUACAGUUGAAUCAGUCAAUGAAGGUUAACCUUGUGAAUGAUCGUCAUCCUGGCUUGAGAGAGCGAGCAGUUGCCAGAAAUUCUAUAGUAGACCAUUAUGGCAAGACCCUUCCCAGAGUUCAAAGGAAGCUGGCUGCAGAGAGAGCCAAGCCUUACCAUUUGCCUUCAUCCAUCAUCAGAGAAGUCACGAGACCAAAACCCUUAUCAACAGUAACAAAACAAGGGAAUGCAGGAAAUGUGCAUACAAGAGCAACUUUCAUUAGUAAUGUAUUGUCCAAAAUUGGAGAAGUGUGGGUAGGAAAUGAGCAGCAAACGAGUUGCUCAGAAUACAAUAGACCUAGAGCUACAGAACCCCCAGUCAUAACACAGCCUCUCCCUGAUGCAGAGUUGCGCACUGCAUUUGUUGGGACACCGGUUACACAUUUUUCACUUAAAUGUUCCAGAUUGCUGGAUUCAGUGGUUCGUCCUGUUCCUUCAUGUUCUGCAGCGCAGUCUACAUGCAGAGCUUCUACUUCAUUCAUGACAUCCAGCCCACUGAAAUCAAAUAUGCAUGGUUCUCUCUCACAAAAGAAUUUUUCAGGAGUAUCAGAGCUGAAUUUACUAGAGACUCCUCUUGUGGUUAAG
Messenger RNA from Antrostomus carolinensis (chuck-will's-widow), 2562 nucleotides. It is a transcript of the gene AHCTF1, whose product is annotated as AT-hook containing transcription factor 1. Lineage: Eukaryota; Metazoa; Chordata; Aves; Caprimulgiformes; Caprimulgidae. The annotation marks the transcript as partial. The transcript is spliced from 20 exons. The record is from RefSeq and is a predicted model, not a curated record.